AUGUAAAUAUAAAAUACAGAAUAGAACACAAAUAUUUAUCAUAAUUCUACAUAUCAUUUUCGAUAUCUCUUAAAUUUUACAAAUCUGUUCUCAAAAUAAUUAUUACAAUAAUCAAAUAUGAAAUUUUUAUUAAAAGUUCAUAUGUAAAAUAUAAUAAAAUAGAGAUUAAAAUUUAGAAUAAGAUGA
Molecule: messenger RNA, 186 nt
Organism: Paramecium primaurelia
Lineage: Eukaryota; Ciliophora; Oligohymenophorea; Peniculida; Parameciidae
Source: the annotation of a GenBank genome assembly